Messenger RNA from Caenorhabditis sp. 36 PRJEB53466, 2201 nucleotides. NCBI's taxonomy places the organism in Eukaryota, Metazoa, Nematoda, Chromadorea, Rhabditida, Rhabditidae. The record is from the annotation of a GenBank genome assembly.
AUGGCGUCGAUGUACCGUAAUGAUAAAAAGCGCGUCGAACAUGAAAUGAGUUUCCAACGGGAUCGUGACUAUUUGGCCUCCCCUGUGUACAACGAGACUGUCUACCAUCCGAUGGCUGCGGGUCAGCAUCCAGAGGUAUUUUAUACUUUGUUCCCUUAUUUUUUGCAUCAAAAAAUUGACUUGAAACCUUAAUUACACCUUUCUUUACGAUUUGCACCGCCUGACUGACUGACUAAGACUGAGAAAACACACGUAUAAUUUUUGUGCGAUGGGGUAGCCCAUAAAUCUUUAUGACACAUCGCCAAUUAUACCUUGUGAGCUUGCUUUCUUGCGUCCUUUUCGUGUUUUUGGCACCCCAGGGAACAGAAUAAUCCAGAUAAAUUUAGGUGCAAGCGAUCGAGCAAGUGGAAUGCACUCCUCACAUGUGGGCUCAUCCAAUGGGACUUUUACGCUGGUUUCAACUGGUAUCACUCAAAUAUGUAGAGACCAAUGUAAAGUUGUAUGGUUAGGUGAUGUUCUUCAUCCUGCAAUGGCUGGUUCAAAUAACAUGUGGAGGCGACGCGUGUACAAUGAUUAUGAACGUUUUCGGAUACACAGCCAUGGGACAGGUAAACAAGACGCUCUUGAAAUCUCUUUACUCUUUUUUCUAGCUAUUCGUGCUCAUCAUCUUUUUGGGUCUUUCCAUUUUCUGCGGAUUGAUCAUUGUCGCCUUCAUUCUCAAUGCCCAUCGCGCCUUUCCGUCAAUUAUUGCCUCAAUGGUAAGUUAUACUCUACCUGAUUUUCUGCCACGUCACAUUCAUUAUUCAUGAGAAGGUUGAGACUCCGAAAAGAUGCGUUUUUCGCUGACACCCAAUUUUGUCUAAUUUCCCGAAACGGGCGGCAACAUGAUUGAGAGACCAGCCGUCUGCUUUGGUGAAUCUCUAUUAUACGAAAAAAUGUUCAGGAGAAGGUUUACGCCAUUCUCGGAAUUGUCUUCAUGUUUAUCGCGGGGAUUUUGGGGACUUGGAUGGCCGUUCUUACGAAUGACCCGGAAGUGAACUACCAAGGACGUGGACGUGGACACAUUAAGGGACAGUGGAUUGCUGCAGCGGUCCGUUUUUCGCUUCAACUUAUUUUAUACAUUCAGUUAAAACACUUUCUUGAAGGUUAUUGAAUUUCUAAUGGUGAUUGUCUACAUUUUCGACUUCAUCCUUCAGCGCCGAGAAGUAUGGAUUAAACCACAGAAUUUGGGUAGUUCGAACUGACAGGACUUAGUAGUUGUCUUAGUUUCCCUUAAAUGUUAAAAAAGUUUUCGAAAACGUUACACUUUUGCAGAAUUAUCCCUUCACUGGAAAGGAAUACAAAACCGUCCCAUCACAAACAACGGUUAGUUAAAGGACUAACGAACGAACUGUGCUAAUGUGUCCGUCUUCAUUGCCUUUUAUUAUCACAUUCACAGUACGUAUCACAACUCACAAAAAGUUGUAGCCGUGGCCUAGAAAACUUUUCCAUUCUAACAAUUGCUGAUGUUUGGCGAUGUUUGGCGACCGGAUUUUUUGCGUACGGCACAAUUUUCAAACGUUGCCAAACAUAGAAAAUAAGGCGGUCCAACAUAAUAGAACUGGGCAUAAUCGAACCUCGACAUAAUAUAACUGUUUUUGUGUAUUUAUAUGAGCAUUUUGUCCGUUCCUUUCAAUUAACUUUCGCAAGAUUUUUCUUCUCUCGAACAAUUAAGCAGAAGACCACAGUUUACACCUAGAAAAUUGGUUUCCUUUCGUUUUUGAUAGUACAUAAAAAUUAUUUUCUGUGGGUUUUUGUUACCGUAGAGAAGAGGGAUCACGACGGAAGUCAAAAUUAAUGAAUGCAAUAAAUCGAUCACGAGAUUCAAAAAUUAUCUUUUUCUACGAAACAAUUAUUCUACAGAAAGGUUUAAAAGGCGCUCCAAACAGUUAUAUUGUGGCCGGUUCUAUUGUGUCGAGGUUCUAUUCUGCCCAGUUCUAUUAUGUUGGACCGCCGAAAAAAAUCACAAAUUGUUAGCAUGGAAGAGUUUUCAGACCUGAGUUUUCUAGACCACAAUUUUCACGUUUCGACAGCGUAUGUGACAAUAGAGACCGAGUCAGACAGGCACAUAAGUACCAUGUUUUUCAAAUUGGUCCUUGAAAAAUUAGAAGUAUAAUUAUUUAGUUUCAGGGCCCGGGUUCACUACGUUCGACGAAUACUAA